Hyaloscypha bicolor E is the source of this 636-nucleotide messenger RNA. RefSeq lists its product as uncharacterized. Gene Ontology annotation, molecular function: structural constituent of ribosome. The coding region runs from base 1 to 636 and encodes 211 amino acids. Gene Ontology annotation, cellular component: mitochondrial large ribosomal subunit. NCBI's taxonomy places the organism in Eukaryota, Fungi, Ascomycota, Leotiomycetes, Helotiales, Hyaloscyphaceae. The transcript has 2 exons. The record is from RefSeq and is a predicted model, not a curated record.
AUGAUCUGCACGCGCUGCCUGCGACGGGCGGCCUCCCGCAUUCCUCAAUCUUCCAUCCCCCGCCUCUUCUCGACUUCCCGACCAUUUCUCGAGUCCACGUCCCCAGCAGCAGCGACAUCCACCGGCCUCGCGCAACCCUUCACAAAUCCUCUCACACCCUCGCCCUCCUCCACCCCCCUACCAACAAAACCAAAGAGUAGUCUACAAUUCCCGAUAUCUAAUUGCAAAGCAGGCACGAGAUUGAAGGGAUUGAAUUAUUUGAAGGGGAGAAAUGAUCCAGUCGCACUUGAAGAUGAGGAGUAUCCUGAGUGGUUAUGGCGGUGUCUGGAUGUGAAGAAGAAGGGAAGCGAUGAGGAGGGUGCUGUGGGGGAUUUGUUUUCCAAGUCCAAGAAGCUCCGCCGAAAAGCAGCAAAGCAACAGAGGAAGCUAGAGGCGCAAAUGUUAGCAUCGGGUGAUAUGUCGGCGUUGCAACCGAAGAUCCCAUUGACGCAGCAGAGUAUUGACCUUCCGGGGAAUGAAGAGGGGACAAUUGAGGGUGCGUUGGAAGCGGAUAGUAGAAGGCAAGAAUUGAGGGCUGCACUGAGGGAGGAGAGAAGGAAGUCGAUUAAAGAGGCAAAUUAUCUGAAGAGCAUGUAA